Messenger RNA from Toxorhynchites rutilus septentrionalis, 3772 nucleotides. RefSeq lists its product as uncharacterized. Gene Ontology annotation, biological process: 7-methylguanosine RNA capping; 7-methylguanosine cap hypermethylation. Bases 237 to 3182 code for a protein of 981 amino acids. Lineage: Eukaryota; Metazoa; Arthropoda; Insecta; Diptera; Culicidae. The transcript has 5 exons. Gene Ontology annotation, cellular component: nucleus. Gene Ontology annotation, molecular function: RNA cap trimethylguanosine synthase activity. The record is from RefSeq and is a predicted model, not a curated record.
UGAUGUGCGCUUAAUGUUCAGCCUUUGAACGAUGUAAUAUAUUGUGCGGUGUAUUACCAAAAUAUCUUGCUGUUGUCAAAAUCAGCCAUCAUUGUUUUUCGCUGGGAAAAAUGUAUUCACUGUUUUGAUGUCUCCUCCCAUGUUAGCCACUGGGAAUCGAGACGGAGCAAACAACGGUGUCGACGGAAACUAGCAAAACCACAAUUCGAUAGUGUUUCUGCGAAAGCGAUGCCAAAAUGAGCUCCACUGAGGCCCACUGGGAACCAUUGGCUGAGAUUUAUUUGUCGUAUCCAACAAUUACUACGUCUCCACCAACCACAUCCGAGACAAGCAGGGAUAAGAAAAAGUGCAUAUAUUGUCUAUGCAGUCGAGUUUUCAUCAAGAACUAUUAUGAUGUUUAUGUGUCGACCCUGGAACGGGGUGAGCCCAGUAUGUCAGAAGUACCCCUACUAGUGGAUCAACAGCAAUCGACGAAACUGGACGACGACGAGCAGUUUGUCAAACAGCAAGACUCUAUUGACGCUGGCGAAGAAGUAGAGGACGACGUUUUUAGUGAGGAACCCCUGAGAAAGCAGCUGAGUUUCGGGCGAAACGUUGUGAAGUGGGAACGCGAUGGUGCUGGCAGUGAAGUUAGCUGUUACUUCAGUGCCAGUGCUUCGCAUUCCGACACAAAUUACUGUAGCACCGACGAACAUGAGCACAUCUUCCAUGGCACCGUGGUAGCGCAUCAUGGUUUGCAGUCUAGCGACAGUGGGGCGGAUAUCUCGGAGAAAAAUUUCGAACGAAAGAACUAUGAGAUAGUGGAUGCGUUGGUCGAUGUUAGCAAGACUGCUUCGAUAGUGCACGUGGAGCGUAAUAACAGUCUGCCGGAGGUUUUCGGUCCGGAAGAUUUGCAGGAAGCCUGGGAAACUUUCUGGAACAAACAUGGAGAGUCGAUCAUCUGGGCAUCCUGGAUCGAAAAAUACAGCGACUAUAUAAACCCUGAGUACCUACAGGAGGCUCAAGAUCAUGACACGAGUUCUAUACAUUCCAGAAGCGAUGCAACACCAGACACCACGUAUGACGCCUCCAAGCAUUUUUCUUUCGACACCAUGGAUGCGGAUCCAGUGGACUCGAAUGUAACAACGGAAAUUGUUGUUUCGACUUGUUCGCCUCAUCCUUACAGCCGCCACCACGAUGGCUGGAAUCCUUUGAAGCCUUGCACAAGUGACGAUAUAUGGACUUCGCACCGUUCCGGAUACACUGACAAUGAAGCAUUGCUCAGUCCACGAUGUGACUCGGUCACGUCCAGCAUUCCACUGACAAUGUGCACCACGGACUCGAUGACCAAUGUAACUCGUAUGACAAUCUCCAGCUAUGAUUUUUGCAGUUCAAAAGUUAGUUCGGAAUCUUCUAAUCUGAGCGAGUCCAGCUUAAGUGAGCACGUUUCAUCGGGAGUGGAAAGUUCCAAUAGCUCAGACAUGUUGGAGACGGAAUGUCUCGUGGGAGCUACUAAUGGCAUUGCGGCAACAUCCACUAUGCAAGGGGAUGAUGCCGCAAUGGAUGGAGAGCAGUAUUGGCAAAUUCUGUGGCAGAAACAUUUCCAGGAACUGUAUGCGAAGCACUUCAAUCUGUUCAUGGCAGAAAAAAGCAAAGUACAGAGCCUCGUUGAGUUGCGUACGAAGCUGCACAAACGGAAGAGAAACAGCAGUAGUGGAUCCGGGGUGGUUCACAGCAAAUCAACCUCCGAAAAACUUCCCGAUAUGGUAGCACAAUUGAAGCUAGAAUUCGCAUCACCUAAAAGGAAGGACCACUCCAACACGGUAAUAGAUGGCGAAUCCGAUAAGCAGACCUCUUCUAGCGAAAAGAAACAGCCACCGAAUGAACAUGUUGCAGAGGAUUUGUCCCGUGCGCUGGAAUCGUAUGGAUUGCCAACGUCGUUCGGGAAGAGUGCAGCGUUCGGCCAUAAGAGCUCUGGGAACGAUGAGGAUCCGCCAGAUGAACGUGCAGUAAAUAUGAAGAGAAGCCACGAAAGUGACACCGAGGAAACACCAAACGAUCGGCUCAAAGCGGCCUUUGAGCUGAUGGGAUACGCCUUCUCCGAUCCGGCCAACAACAGCGAAUCAGCUGACUCAAUUAUCAAUAUUACCGGUGAGGUGGUUUAUCGGAAGAAACAUAUAAGACUACACAAUAGGGUGCUAAAGAUGAAACAUCAUAAGCCUAAGCAUACGUUUUUCGAUGACGAUGGCAAUGAGGUACCGGCUCCGGGUUCGGAGAAGGAAGACGGUGCCCCGGAAGCCCUGCUGCACACAUCUUCGGAUGAUGACGAUCCAAGUGGGGUGGUGCCGUCGAGAAGCGUGUCAUCCAGUGUCAGAUCGAGCACCGUUCUGGACUACAGUCAAUUGCAGGGGAAGGAAGCUGGUGCGCAGCUGGAGGAGAGUGAGGAUGCAAACAAGCUUGAUGAGAAUCUGCCUUCGGAAGAGGCCGUGGAUGAGGUGGAUGCUGCCCAGGCUCCCACCAAAAAGGAAAAGAAGAAGAAACGCAAGCCAAAGUUCGUCGCCAGCUUGCCGCCGGAAAUCGCCAACGAUAAGUCGCUGCUCAAGUACUGGUACAAGCGUUUCUCGCUGUUCUCCCUCUUCGAUGCGGGCAUUAAGCUGGAUCGCGAAAGUUGGUUUUCUGUCACACCGGAAAAGGUAGCCUCACACACGGCCGAACGCUGUCGGUCGGAUUUGAUUGUGGAUGCUUUCUGCGGUUGUGGGGGCAACACUAUCCAGUUUGCCUUCACCUGCGCUAAAGUGAUUGCGAUCGAUAUCGACCCGAAGAAGAUUGAGAUGGCGAAGCAUAACGCUACCGUUUAUGGGGUGGCCGAUCGGAUUGAGUUUAUCACCGGGAAUUUCUUGCAGCUGGCGGAUCGCCUCCGGGCGGAUGCAGUGUUCCUGUCGCCACCAUGGGGUGGUCCAAAUUAUCUGAAAGAUGAAGUGUACGACGUGGAAACGUCACUUAUUCCUGUUCCUGCAACGGAGCUGAUGAGGAAGGCACGCCAAGUCAGCCGAAAUAUAGCCGUAUAUUUGCCUCGUAAUUCCAAUACUCAACAGCUGACGAUGUUAGCUGGACCGAACAACGCAGUUGAAAUCGAGCAGAACUUUCUCGAUCGAAAGUUAAUCGCACUCACCGCCUAUUACGGAGAUCUCAUCAAUGAAUGAGAUUGCAAAAGUGUCACCAUAAGGUUACUUAAGUAAUUGAACGAAGCAUUAAUAUUUUAAAUAUCGGAAGUAUUGAAAAGUUUUGUUUGUUUAGUAUUUGUGGAAUUAUCGUAAUUUCUACAGUUGUGAUACAAUCGUAAACAGAGAACAGAAAACAGAGAACAAGUGGAAUCAUUUUCCUUGCAUCAGAUUAAUAGCAAUAGCAACGAGACAGAUUUGAUACAUCUUUUAUAUUUUUGUAAACGCAACAAAGUUCAACAUUACAUCCGAGAAGAUUGCUUAUUUACCCUAUUCAGCAACCAAACAUUUUUAAUCAAUUAGGUCGUUUUUGAGCAAUGAUCGAUCCGUAAUACUAGGCAAUCGAUUUGUCUAACUCGCGUUUUAGGUAAUAGACAUAUCUUUAAUUUCUAAAUGAUUUUAUAGUUAAGUAGUGGAUUUUGUUUCGUUUCUAAGUACGAAGAUCACUUCAACGCUCGUUACACACUAACUUAAACUAAUAAUGUAACUUAUGUGGAAAAAACAUACAUUUUAUUUACGCGUGUCGUUCGGUACAAGUGUGAGUAAUAAAGGAAACGUACAUCAUGACAAUU